This is a messenger RNA of Trypanosoma grayi, 1902 nucleotides long. RefSeq lists its product as hypothetical. The record is from RefSeq and is a predicted model, not a curated record. Lineage: Eukaryota; Euglenozoa; Kinetoplastea; Trypanosomatida; Trypanosomatidae. Bases 1 to 1902 code for a protein of 633 amino acids. The transcript has a single exon.
AUGGACGGCAGGGUCAAGCAGCUCCUGCAGGCCGCCUACGCUGCAGCGGUGCCGUGGGAGGCCGCUAUGCACGUCGCCUUGUCGCUCCUCGAGCCCAACGCGGGCGCCCAGGACGUGUCGCUCAUCCAGGCAGCAGUGGGGGAAUGCAUGCGGCUCUGUAUCUUGCACCACAAGGCGGCGGAUGCGUUGCGGAUUCACGAACUGCUCAACCGCUCGGGCCACGUCGUCGUCCCACGGCGUCACCGUCGCGUGCCGGCGCGUCCAACACAAUUAAACUGGAGAACACUGCAAGGCCUUGGUGUGGAUGAACUGGCACUAGUGGCGCUACAGCAACAGCCAUACCGUGCCCACCAGAGCAUGGUCGUGGCUCAGAUGAUAGCGGCAGAAGAAGAGGAUUGCGAUCAUAUGUGGGACGUGCAAGUGGAGAGAGGGCGGGGUGCUGUGUUGUCGGCAUCGCCAACUCACAGCGCGGUGUCAAGCUCGCUCCACAUAACACGGGCCAAUACGGAGGUUCCGUACAUCUCAAAUGAGGCACCAACGGAGAUGACAGAAGCUGAACACUUUCGCAUUCUUCUUCAACAGAACAUACAGCUGCUCCGCGCGACGCAGAAUUUAGAGAAAAGGUUGGGGCUUAAUUACCUUCUCUCGCAGAUGCGCAAUGUCGUGGAUGACAAGCGUUUGUCGGCGCAGAUUGAGGUGGCGCCGAUCGUGCGCAUUGGUCGUGCAGUGCUGGAUCACCCCUUUGUUUUUACAACACCGUCUACAGAGACGGCACGUCAGAAGAUUCUAUUUGAAGUUUUCGGUAGCCUUGCGGUUACCAAAGGCUUGAGCGAGGUGCAACAGGCGAGGUUGGCCGCACUUGAGGCCAUUGUGGACCCCGUGAGGCCGCUGUGCGAAGAGCCAUUGAAGUUCAUCCAAUCCUUGGCCGCGUCGUGGGACAUGCUCUUUGUGCAACGUGCUGCAUUUACACUCGUCUUGCCGGAAGAAGCCCACGAUGUUCUCCCCUGCAAAAAUAGCAAUAUCAGCAGCAGAAGCAGUAGUAGUGGUGGCGGCAGUAGGAGUCGUCUGAGGGGAGGGUGGCCUGGGGAAGGCGGCCCUGCCGUCUCGGCGUGGACAGACACAGCAGGUGAGCUCUUUGGCGGUGCCGAUAUCCACGACGCGGCGGGGCGUCUAGAGUUAUUAAUCAGCCGUCGACUUCACCACAACAUUGUCGUCCCUGACACCCCGUUCCUCCUCAAGAAUUUCAAUCAGCUGUUGCAAUUGGCGAAGCACCGUGAGGUGGUGAUUCCGCAUUCUGUAUUUCUUGACGUGGUGCACUCGGCAUUGGAUGAUCAAGGACCACGUCGUUUUCACUCACGUCGAGUCUUGUUGUCCUUGAUGCAUGCAACUACAACCAAAAACACGAAACGGGAGUGGAACAGCUCAUCAAGCCCAUACUCUAUCCCAGUGAAGAGGAGUCAGGGCGGUGUGACACUUCUGGGGCUGCAAGACGAAGUGGCCCUCCUCGAGGACAGCCAAGAGCGUUUCUUUAUAGCUGAUAUGCUGGCUCGCCAGGAGUUGGGUGCAAUCUCUGCCAGUUGCCCUGGUGUCGCGAGUGUGCUGGUGGCAAAGCAGCUAGAGCGGUUCGUUUCACCGUCGCACGGCCAUGUGACAGACCCAACUGCUGCAGAACGGACCAGCGAGAUGGACUACCUUGUCGCAGGCGUCAUCGCCUCAAGGCAGAACGACAAGGACAGGGGUGAUUCAAAGACUAGAUGUGGAAAGCCGACGCCUUUGUUCAGGUCUAGGUCACGUGCCUAUUGGGCCCGCACGCCUGUGGUGCUGGCGACGACGAGCGAAAAAACGCGGAGAAUCGCCUUUAUGGUCGGGCUCUCAAUGUUUCCUCCUGUGAGCGCCGAGUAG